CGAUUGCGGCUACUGAAAGAGAAGAUCCAGCUUCAUGGCGAUGAGGAUGAACAUGAGCAGGUUGAUUCAUGGUCAAACCGUGAUCUUAUCCCUCUUCCACCCUCAAGGCGAACUUGGGGUUGGUUUCACUACUUUGGAUAUUGGACACUCAACUCUUUGAAUAUCUCAAAUUGGCAGACUCCGAACACUUUCUUGUCUUAUGGUCUCUCGGCUGGUCAGAGCAUGAUGGUGAUUGUGGUCGGAAAGCUGCUAGUCACCAUCUUCUCGACCCUCAUUGCCUGGUGUGGACUUCGUUGGCAUAUCGGCUUCACGGUGCAGAACCGAUUCACUUGGGGCCUUCGUGGAAGUUAUAUUCCCUUGCUGCAAAGAGUCCUUUUGAACUUCAUCUGGUGUGCCAUACAGUGUUGGAACGGAGGCAGGCUUGUGGCUGUCUGCAUAACGGCAAUCUGGCCGUCCUUUGCCAAAAUGCAUAACACACUCCCAUCUUCCAUGCCUACCACGACCUAUCAGUUUGUAGGCUUCGUUCUUNUCUGGAUCUUCUCGGUUCCAUUCCUGUUCGUCCGCCCUGAGAAAUUUCGUUUGCCAUUCUUGGUCACAUCCAUAUACUGCGGCGUUGGCAUGCUCUGUAUGAUGAUCUGGUCAUUGUCCGUAGCGAAAGGUGUCGGCCCACUUUGGACAACGGGACAGAACAUUCCGGAAACCUCGUCCUGGAAUCUUCACUGGCUUGAGAUGAAGGGCAUCAAUCAAAUCAUCGGUGGCAUUGCUGCUGGUAUCACCAACGGCUCGGACUUUUCCCGAUACGCUCGAUCGCCCAAGAACUAUGUUGUGGGUACUGUUCUCUCCGCAUGGAUUACUGGCGUGCUCGUCAGCCUGGUCGGGCUCGUGGUGACAGCUGCAUGCCAGAAAAUCUAUGGCGAGGUAUAUUGGAAUCCUCCGGACCUCCUUAUGCGCAUGAUGGACAGUGGAGAGGGUUCUUCGAAAGCCAGAGCAGGUGUCUUCUUUCUUGCUGCUGGUUUUGCUCUGACUGGCAUGUUCGAGAACGUCUGUGGCAACGCAGUCGCAGGAGGCAUCGACCUCGCAGGCCUCUUCCCUCGCUAUCUCGACAUUCGUAGGGGCUCCAUCCUGACAUUUGUAGCUAUCUGGAUUUGCCAACCGUGGCAACUUGUCAACAAAGCGGCUACAUUUGUCAGUGUACUUAGCUCUUUCUCGGUCUUCCUGUCACCGAUCAUGGGGAUCAUGGUAGUAGACUUCUACCUUUUGCGCAAAGGACGGAUCCAGCUUAGCCAUCUUUACAGGACCAGGGAUACUUCAUAUUGGUUUACCAGAGGCAUUAACUGGCGUGCCAUACCAGCGUGGAUUUGUGGAUGGGCGCCUACGAUCGGUGGACUCGUUGUCACUGUGGGAGGUUUGCCGAAUCCUCCCCGAGCUUUAGUGCAACUGUACAACAUGGCGUUCCUGGUUGGUUUCUUCGUGAGCGGUUCAGUCUUUUAUUUGCUCAACCUCAUCUUUCCAUACCCAGGACUGGGCGAGUACGAUGAGGUGGACGUGUACCAGACCUUCACACCUCACGAAGCUACCAAGCUCGGCGUAGUGCAGGCGGUUGAGCCGCAGGUGUCAGAUGGUAUCGCAAUCAGGCCAGAUGACAAGAAGACAGAGCCAGAAGUGAUUGUCGAGAAAUCUUUG
This is a messenger RNA of Aureobasidium musti, 1683 nucleotides long. Lineage: Eukaryota; Fungi; Ascomycota; Dothideomycetes; Dothideales; Saccotheciaceae. The record is from the annotation of a GenBank genome assembly.